AUGGCCCCGAGCAAAGCGAUCAAAGUCUCUCGGAUCACCGUGGCAUGCAAUUCCUGCCGGUUCAGGAAGCAGAAGUGCAAUGGAAAUAAACCGAUCUGCACACAAUGUCAUCAGCACAACCGGCGUUGCGAUUGGCCCGAACAACUGAAACGAGGCCCCGCCAAAGGCUACAUCGAAGCUCUCGAGCACCGACUCCAAGAGACCGAAUCUCUGCUAUUAAAAUUCCUGGCACACAUGUCCGACGCCCAAAUAUCAUCCUCGAUACAUAAUGCCCAGUCAGAUAUCCAUUCCGGCAUGACCGCGGCCCGAAGUCCUCCGCCGUCGUAUACACCGUCCUCGCGAUCGGGGAAACGAGGAACGGAGUACUGGAAACGGUUUCCUCUCAACAGCGUACAGGAUGUCAGAGCGUGGCAGCAGGACUGCCUGAAUCAAGAACAACGAACGGGCUCAGGACGAAACUCGGCGGACCGGGCGGUCACGAGCGUCUCCGACAUCCUCAAUUCCAGGGAUAGUGAGCUCCUGAGGGAAACUUCACACGAACCCAGCGACUAUCGACCGGCGGCUGCCUCCAGGUCAGAGCUUCCACCGCUAACCCCAUACCGAGCCAACGUAUAUGCGAGACUGGACGAAGUUAGCGAACCGGUGAAAGAACCGAUAAGUAACCUCGAGAAUCACCCGGAUGCGUACAGAGAGAGGGAGGCUGAGCCGCAUUCUGGUCCGAUGUUUCCCGCCAUACAGCUCCCUCGUAUCAGUUGUUCCCAGUCGGAUCACUUGCGGGGGCAUGGGCUGAACACACCGCAGGCACCGAGUUUAUGGAGGGGCGCACCUUCUGUGGGGUUUCAGCAGCAAUAUCUUUGGUAG
This is a messenger RNA of Aspergillus uvarum CBS 121591, 861 nucleotides long. RefSeq names its product Zn(II)2Cys6 transcription factor domain-containing protein. Gene Ontology annotation, molecular function: DNA-binding transcription factor activity, RNA polymerase II-specific; zinc ion binding. NCBI's taxonomy places the organism in Eukaryota, Fungi, Ascomycota, Eurotiomycetes, Eurotiales, Aspergillaceae. The record is from RefSeq and is a predicted model, not a curated record. Gene Ontology annotation, biological process: regulation of DNA-templated transcription. The transcript is spliced from 4 exons. Bases 1 to 861 code for a protein of 286 amino acids.